Pteropus alecto (black flying fox) is the source of this 4038-nucleotide messenger RNA. It is a transcript of the gene TRPC4, whose product is annotated as transient receptor potential cation channel subfamily C member 4. Gene Ontology annotation, cellular component: cation channel complex; membrane. The record is from RefSeq and is a predicted model, not a curated record. Gene Ontology annotation, molecular function: protein binding; inositol 1,4,5 trisphosphate binding; store-operated calcium channel activity. Lineage: Eukaryota; Metazoa; Chordata; Mammalia; Chiroptera; Pteropodidae. Gene Ontology annotation, biological process: regulation of cytosolic calcium ion concentration; manganese ion transport; calcium ion transmembrane transport. The transcript has 11 exons. The coding region runs from base 847 to 3777 and encodes 976 amino acids.
GCCCAGAGAAGAGGAAGUGAGAGAAGGUUUGAGAGUUGCUGAGUGCAGGUAAGGGUUACUUUUUCAAGUCGGGCGACCAGCCGCCUGGGUGCUUGUUUACUGGGGUGGGAGCAGGGCGUUCAGGAGCCAAGUCCUGGCACGAACUGAAGUCGGACAUCCCUGCAGAGCCGCCGAAGUCUGGAAAUGUGUCUGGCUUGCAUCUAGGACCACAGAGGCGAUCUGGCCAUUAAUUUGCCUGGAUAUCUUCUGGCUUGUGGUAAGCUCACUUGCCCAAGUGGCUGACCUCAAGCACUUGGCCCAAGGAGGCCCGGGGCUAUUCCGUGGCAGCCCAGCCCGGACUGCCUGUGCGCGGGUCCCCGCCACUGCCACACAGAGACGUGCUUUGGACACUCAUCUUCAGAGACUGUCCCUUCCAAGCUGGGUUUGUGCGGACCCGGGCCAGGCAGUCAUCAGGUACCGAGGGCUGGAUUCCUUCCUCCGGACUCAUCUGUUGUCAUCCGUGGGAACGCUAACUUUACCUGGAGGGAUUCGUGGGGGAGGGGGUGGGAGAGUUCUCCUCCUCUGGCGCUCACCACCCCCUCCAGGACUGCCCCUCCCCCGCCUCCUAUGGCAUCGCUCUCAGAACAUCCUCUCUCCGCCCAGUUCGGUGCCAUCUGCGUGGGCUCCAGCUUCGUGCAUUUUCCAUGGAAUGCUUCGAAACUCUGUAGCGACUAAGGAAAUCUCAUUGGAAUUUGCGAGGCGUGCUCUCAGCGGGCAUAGCAACCGUUCAGCCAGUCCUUGGAUCGAUCCCUCUUCAGCGAGGAGAUUGCAACUUUGCAGAGACAAAGAAAUAGCAUGGCAUGAAACAUGGCUCAGUUCUAUUACAAAAGAAACGUUAAUGCCCCCUACAGAGACCGCAUCCCUCUAAGGAUCGUCAGAGCAGAAUCGGAACUCUCACCAUCAGAAAAAGCCUACUUAAAUGCUGUAGAAAAAGGAGAUUAUGCAAGUGUCAAGAAAUCCCUAGAGGAAGCUGAAAUUUAUUUUAAAAUCAAUAUUAAUUGCAUUGACCCUCUUGGAAGAACUGCUCUCCUAAUUGCAAUUGAAAAUGAGAACUUGGAGCUCAUUGAACUACUCUUGAGCUUUAAUAUCUAUGUCGGUGAUGCUCUGUUACAUGCAAUCAGGAAAGAAGUCGUCGGAGCUGUUGAGCUGUUACUGAACCACAAAAAGCCCAGUGGAGAAAAACAGGUGCCUCCCAUACUCCUUGACAAGCAGUUCUCUGAAUUUACUCCGGACAUUACACCAAUCAUUUUGGCAGCUCACACUAAUAAUUAUGAGAUAAUAAAACUUUUAGUUCAGAAAGGAGUCUCAGUGCCCAGACCCCAUGAGGUCCGCUGUAACUGCGUUGAAUGCGUCUCCAGUUCAGAUGUGGAUAGCCUCCGCCACUCACGCUCCAGACUCAACAUUUACAAGGCCUUGGCCAGCCCCUCUCUCAUUGCACUAUCAAGCGAAGAUCCUUUUCUCACAGCUUUUCAGUUAAGUUGGGAGCUUCAGGAAUUGAGCAAGGUGGAAAAUGAAUUCAAGUCAGAGUAUGAGGAGCUGUCACGACAGUGUAAACAAUUUGCUAAGGACCUACUGGAUCAGACAAGAAGUUCUAGAGAACUAGAAAUUAUUCUUAAUUAUCGAGAUGACAAUAGUCUCAUAGAAGAACAAAGUGGAAAUGACCUUGCAAGACUAAAAUUGGCGAUUAAGUACCGUCAGAAAGAGUUUGUUGCCCAGCCCAAUUGUCAACAACUGCUUGCAUCUCGCUGGUACGAUGAGUUCCCAGGCUGGAGGAGAAGACACUGGGCAGUGAAGAUGGUGACAUGUUUCAUAAUUGGACUUCUUUUUCCUGUCUUCUCUAUGUGCUACCUUAUAGCUCCUAAAAGCCCACUUGGACUGUUCAUCAGAAAGCCAUUUAUCAAGUUCAUCUGCCAUACAGCAUCCUAUUUGACUUUUUUGUUCCUGCUGUUGCUUGCCUCUCAGCACAUCGACAGGUCAGACUUGAACAGGCAAGGUCCACCACCAACCAUCGUCGAGUGGAUGAUAUUACCAUGGGUCCUGGGUUUUAUAUGGGGAGAAAUAAAACAAAUGUGGGAUGGCGGACUUCAAGAUUACAUCCAUGAUUGGUGGAAUCUAAUGGAUUUUGUGAUGAACUCCUUAUAUUUAGCAACAAUCUCCUUGAAAAUUGUGGCAUUUGUGAAGUACAGUGCUCUUAAUCCACGAGAAUCUUGGGACAUGUGGCAUCCCACUCUGGUGGCUGAAGCUUUAUUUGCUAUUGCAAACAUCUUCAGUUCCCUGCGCCUAAUCUCACUAUUUACCGCAAAUUCUCACCUGGGGCCUCUGCAAAUAUCUCUGGGAAGAAUGCUCCUGGACAUUUUGAAGUUUCUAUUCAUAUACUGCCUUGUGUUGUUAGCAUUUGCAAAUGGCCUAAAUCAAUUGUACUUCUAUUACGAAGAAACAAAAGGGCUAAGCUGCAAAGGCAUACGAUGUGAAAAGCAGAAUAAUGCAUUUUCAACGUUAUUUGAGACACUCCAGUCCCUGUUUUGGUCAAUAUUUGGGCUCAUCAAUUUAUAUGUGACCAAUGUCAAAGCGCAGCAUGAAUUCACUGAGUUUGUUGGUGCCACCAUGUUUGGAACAUACAAUGUCAUCUCUCUGGUUGUCUUACUCAACAUGUUAAUAGCUAUGAUGAAUAAUUCUUACCAACUUAUUGCUGACCACGCAGAUAUAGAAUGGAAAUUUGCUCGAACAAAGCUUUGGAUGAGUUAUUUUGAAGAAGGAGGUACCCUGCCUACUCCGUUCAAUGUCAUCCCAAGCCCCAAGUCUCUCUGGUACUUGAUCAAAUGGAUAUGGACACACUUGUGCAAGAAAAAGAUGAGAAGAAAGCCAGAAAGUUUUGGAACAAUAGGGAGGCGAGCUGCUGAUAAUUUGAGAAGACAUCACCAGUAUCAAGAAGUUAUGAGGAACCUGGUGAAGCGAUAUGUUGCUGCGAUGAUUAGAGAUGCCAAAACCGAAGAAGGGCUGACUGAAGAGAACUUUAAGGAACUAAAGCAAGACAUUUCUAGUUUUCGCUUUGAAGUCCUGGGGUUACUAAGAGGAAGCAAACUCUCUGCAGUACAGUCUGCUCAGGCCACGAAAGACUUUCCUAAUCCAGCAGACUCAGAUGAAAAGAGCGAUAACGAAGGUAGCAGCAAAGACAAGAAGAAGAACUUCAGCCUUUUUGAUUUAACAGCUCUGAUUCACCCGCGAUCAGCUGCAAUUGCAGAAAGACACAACAUAAGCAACGGCUCUGCGCUGGUGGUGCAGGAGCCCCUGCGGGAGAAGCAGAGAAAAAUGAAUUUUGUGACAGAUAUAAAAACCUUCGGGUUAUUUCAUAGACGAUCAAAACAAAACGCUGCUGAGCAAAAUGCAAAUCAAAUCUUCUCUGUUUCAGAAGAGGUUGCUCGUCAACAAGCUGAGGGACCACUGGAGAGAAAUAUUCAACUGGAAUCUCGAGGAUUAGCUUCACGGGGCGACCUGAGCAUCCCCGGGCUCAGUGAACAGUGCAUACUUGUAGACCAUCGGGAAAGGAACACGGACAGCCUGGGUUUACAGAUGGGCAAGAGAAUGUGUUCGUUCAAGUCAGAGAGGGUGGUGGUGGAAGACACUGUUCCAAUAAUACCAAAGGAGAAGCACGCAAAGGAAGAAGACUCUAGUACAGACUAUGAUGUAACCCUCACAGACACAGUCACCCACGAAGAUUAUGUGACCACAAGAUUGUGAUACUGGAAGGAGAAAGCGUUUAUCAUACAUACAUAUUUCCCAUAAUGCUCUGAGUUGGGGGGGUGGGGGAUGCUUAAGAGUAAAUUACAAAUGCUAACUUACACUUUGUAGCAUUUAUGUGGCAUAAUAAUGUGUAACACUUUUAAAUAAGGCAAAAGCUGUCAAAAAUCCUUGGUUUGUAGCCUGCUUUGGCUUUCACAAUUUGUUUUACAAUUUUUUUUGUUAAUAAAUAAACGUACCUUGUAUUCUUGUACUGUUGCA